Candoia aspera is the source of this 2074-nucleotide messenger RNA. Its product is annotated as serine protease 53-like. NCBI's taxonomy places the organism in Eukaryota, Metazoa, Chordata, Lepidosauria, Squamata, Candoiidae. Gene Ontology annotation, biological process: proteolysis. The coding region runs from base 1 to 1620 and encodes 539 amino acids. Gene Ontology annotation, molecular function: serine-type endopeptidase activity. The record is from RefSeq and is a predicted model, not a curated record. The transcript has 9 exons.
AUGGAGGGAGCAUUAGCUUGUGGACGUCAAUGGCCUGUUAUACGGAUAGCGGGUGGUGUGAAUGCCCAGCGUGGGGAAUGGCCGUGGCAAGUCAGUCUCCAAUAUCGCGACCAGCAUUUCUGCGGAGGAAGCCUCAUUGGUGAUCAAUGGGUUCUCACUGCUGCCCACUGCUUUUAUGAGGUUGGGAAAAAAAUCUCCCCUGCCGACUGGAAAGUGGUGUUGGGGCGCCUGAGGCUGACAGGGAGGAGGGCGACCGGAGUAGAACGGAACAUCUCCACAGUCAUCCCCUACGAAAACUACACCAACUACGAGGCGGGCCACGACAUCGCCCUGGUGCGCCUGGCCAGGCCUGUGAACUACACCAGGGACAUCGCGCCCAUCUGCCUGCCCUUUGCUGAGCACCGCUUCGCCUUCGGGACCCAGUGCUGGCUGAGCGGCUGGGGAGACAUUGCUGCCAAUGUCCACCUGCCAGACCCCAAGACCCUUCAAGAAAUGACCAUGGACCUCUUGACCGUUGACACCUGUAACUGCAUUUACAGCAAUCUGCGGAACAGGCGGAUCGUCAACCCUGCCUUGCCUGGCAUGGUCUGUGCCAUGACUCCUGACCGCAAGAGAGGACCUUGUAAGGGUGACUCAGGAGGCCCGCUGGUUUGCCUGGAGAACGGCCGAUGGUUCCAGGCAGGGAUCAUGAGUUUCUCCAUGGGUUGUACCCAAUUCUAUGGACCCACCCUCUUGACGGAUACAAGAGCCUAUGCCAGCUGGAUCCAGCGCCAUGUCGAAGGGGCCUCCUUUGCCAAUCAGAUUGAGCCCAUACCGAAUACCACGGACAGUUACAUGUGCACAGGCUGUGGGGUCCUGAAACAAGAGAACGGACUCAUGCCUUGGUAUGUGAGCCUGCGGUAUCAGGGACAGCAUGUCUGCGGAGGCACUUUGAUUGCGGAAGACCGGAUUCUGUCUGCUGCCCAGUGCUUCAUUGGGCGUCAGGAAACCAAGGGCUGGGAGGUAUUUCUGGGAGAGCAGCUAGAAGGAGGGAAGCAAACAUGGCAGGAGAACAGAACUCUCCAAAGCAUUGAUCUACACGGUGCCUACGUUAACAUGUUGGAAGGUUACGACAUCGCAAUAGCCACGCUGGCAAGUCCUGUGGUGUUCAGAGACAGCAUCCGGGCCAUUUGUGCCCCAUACGCUGCCCACCAGUUCCCUUUUGGCUCUACCUGCUGGACCCGUGGACGGAGAAUUGAUGACCAUGGGAAGGCAAGCCCUCUGCAAAGUGUGGAGGUAAAAAUCCUUGGCCCAAAUAAUUGUAACUGCCUCUAUAACAUGUCCAGCAAUCCUGGGAGUAAAAUUUCCAUCAAGUCUGAGAUGAUAUGUGCAGCACCAUAUAAAACAACCAUGCAUUGUGAGGUGAGCAUCGGAGACCCCUUGGCUUGCAACCACCACGGGAUGUGGUUCUUGGCAGGCAUUUCCAGCUUUGGAAGUGGGUGUGGAACUGUGAUCCGUCCAGGGGUUUUCACAUCCGUCAAGAACUAUGACGAGUGGAUCAUGCAGACGGCCUGGUCCGCUUACUACAAUGUGCAGAAGCCUCCCGCUCCAAAUGCCACAGAUGAAGAUACUUGCCUGUAGCUUCCUUGUAACGACCAGCAAGCCCACGAACCAGGGAUUCCCUCGCGGUGAAGGAUUGAAUAGCAAACUUCUGCUCCAUCUUCGAAUCUGUACAUACCUCUGUCCUGAAGCAGCUUGAUUCUUGGGUGUAAUUCAACAAACCAUGGAAGCGGUUCACAUCUACACCCCCCGUCACCUCCUACGAAGCUCUCCAGCCAGGGUUGCGUUCUUUUAGACAGAGAACUCCCUGUUCGUGCACUUGCAUUUCUCAUCCCUUUAUUUAUUCAUUCAUCUGGGGUUCUCCUUCCCUGAUCCUGAAAUAUCAGGAGGGCAAAUAUUUUUUUCUCCCUCCCUCCCCCCAAAUACUCCUGAGGCUAAACUGACCAAAAUUGGUUUGCCCAGUUUUCACCACUCCUGAAAAUCCACUUCCAAAGGCUGUGGAGCUUGAGUAGUCAAGGUGUCUUGCUCUUUGGUC